Messenger RNA from Sapajus apella (tufted capuchin), 5704 nucleotides. RefSeq names its product mitogen-activated protein kinase 8 interacting protein 3 (gene MAPK8IP3). The coding region runs from base 169 to 4215 and encodes 1348 amino acids. Gene Ontology annotation, molecular function: MAP kinase scaffold activity; signaling receptor complex adaptor activity; JUN kinase binding. Lineage: Eukaryota; Metazoa; Chordata; Mammalia; Primates; Cebidae. The transcript is spliced from 33 exons. Gene Ontology annotation, cellular component: cytoplasm. The record is from RefSeq and is a predicted model, not a curated record. Gene Ontology annotation, biological process: vesicle-mediated transport.
UCCGGCGAGUGAGUGACGGGCGCAGCCUCGGCAGCGGCGGCGGCGGAGCCCUGAGGCGACAGCAGCUGCAGGAGGCGACGGGCCGCGGCCUGCGGGACCUGAGGCAGCCGGGGCGGGCCGGGCGAGCCGGCCGGAUAGCUAGCCGCGCUGGCGGCGGCGGUGGCCGCGAUGAUGGAGAUCCAGAUGGACGAGGGCGGCGGCGUGGUGGUGUACCAGGACGACUACUGCUCCGGCUCGGUGAUGUCGGAGCGGGUGUCGGGCCUGGCGGGCUCCAUCUACCGCGAGUUCGAGCGCCUCAUCCACUGCUACGACGAGGAGGUGGUCAAGGAGCUCAUGCCGCUGGUGGUGAACGUGCUGGAGAACCUAGACUCGGUGCUCAGCGAGAACCAGGAGCACGAGGUGGAGCUGGAGCUGCUGCGCGAGGACAACGAGCAGCUGCUCACCCAGUACGAGCGCGAGAAGGCGCUGCGCAGGCAGGCGGAGGAGAAGUUCAUCGAGUUUGAAGAUGCCCUGGAACAAGAGAAGAAAGAGCUGCAGAUCCAGGUGGAGCACUACGAGUUCCAGACGCGCCAGCUGGAGCUGAAGGCCAAGAACUAUGCAGAUCAGAUUUCCCGGUUGGAGGAGCGGGAGUCGGAGAUGAAGAAGGAGUACAACGCGCUCCACCAGCGGCACACAGAGAUGAUACAGACCUAUGUGGAGCACAUCGAGAGGUCCAAGAUGCAGCAGGUCGGAGGAGGCGGGGGAAACAGCCAGACUGAGAGCGGCCUGCCUGGGCGGAGUCCUCGCCAGUCGUGGAGGAAAAGCAGGAAGGAGCGUCCUACCUCCCUGAACGUGUUCCCCCUGACUGACGGCAUGGUACGUGCACAGAUUGGGGGCAAGCUCGUGCCUACGGGGGACCACUGGCACCUGAGUGACCUCGGCCAGCUGCAGUCCAGCUCCAGCUACCAGUGUCCACAGGACCAGAUGUCCGAGUCUGGCCAGUCCUCAGCGGCCGCCACACCCAGCACCACAGGCACCAAAUCCAACACGCCCACAUCCUCUGUACCCUCAGCCGCCGCCACACCCCUCAACGAGAGCCUGCAGCCCCUGGGGGACUAUGGCGUGGGCCCCAAGAACAGCAAGCAUGCCCGGGAGAAGCGUGACAGCCGCAACAUGGAGGUCCAGGUCACCCAGGAGAUGCGCAACGUCAGUAUAGGCAUGGGCAGCAGUGACGAGUGGUCUGAUGUUCAGGACAUUAUUGACUCCACUCCAGAGCUGGACAUGUGUCCGGAGACCCGCCUGGACCGCACGGGAAGCAGCCCAACCCAGGGCAUCGUGAACAAAGCUUUUGGCAUCAACACUGACUCCCUGUACCAUGAACUGUCGACGGCAGGGUCUGAGGUCAUUGGGGAUGUGGAUGAAGGGGCCGACCUCCUAGGGGAGUUCUCAGUGCGCGAUGAUUUCUUUGGAAUGGGCAAAGAAGUGGGAAAUCUGCUGCUGGAAAACUCACAGCUUCUGGAAACCAAAAACGCCUUGAACGUGGUGAAGAAUGACCUCAUUGCCAAGGUUGACCAGCUGUCCGGGGAGCAGGAAGUGCUGAGGGGUGAGCUGGAGGCUGCCAAGCAGGCCAAAGUCAAGCUGGAAAACCGCAUCAAGGAGCUGGAAGAGGAACUGAAAAGAGUGAAGUCUGAGGCCAUCAUCGCCCGCCGCGAACCCAAAGAAGAGGCGGAGGAUGUAAGCAGCUAUCUCUGUACAGAAUCGGACAAAAUCCCCAUGGCGCAGCGCCGCCGCUUCACGAGGGUGGAGAUGGCCCGGGUGCUCAUGGAGCGGAACCAGUACAAGGAGCGACUGAUGGAGCUGCAGGAGGCUGUGCGGUGGACCGAGAUGAUCAGAGCUUCCCGAGAGCACCCGUCCGUCCAGGAGAAGAAGAAGUCUACCAUCUGGCAGUUCUUCAGCCGCCUCUUCAGCUCCUCCUCCAGCCCGCCUCCGGCCAAGCGCCCCUACCCCUCAGUGAACAUCCACUACAAGUCGCCCACCACAGCUGGCUUCAGCCAGCGCCGCAGCCACGCCAUGUGCCCGAUCUCGGCGGGCAGCCGGCCCUUGGAGUUCUUCCCCGAUGACGACUGCACGUCCUCCGCCCGUCGAGAGCAGAAGCGCGAGCAGUAUCGUCAGGUGCGUGAGCACGUCCGUAACGACGACGGCCGUCUGCAGGCCUGCGGCUGGAGCCUGCCCGCCAAGUACAAGCAGCUGAGUCCCAAUGGGGGCCAGGAGGACACGCGGAUGAAGAACGUGCCGGUGCCCGUGUACUGCCGCCCUCUGGUGGAGAAGGACCCCACCAUGAAGCUGUGGUGUGCCGCGGGUGUCAACCUGUGCGGGUGGAGGCCCAGUGAGGACGACGUUGGGAAUGGAGUCAAGCCAGCGCCAGGCCGCGACCCCCUGACCUGUGACCGGGAAGGGGACGGUGAGCCCAAGAGUGCCCAUGCGUCUCCCGAGAAGAAGAAGUCGAAGGAGCUCCCCGAGAUGGAUGCCACCUCCAGCCGGGUGUGGAUCCUGACCAGCACGCUGACCACCAGCAAGGUGGUGAUCAUCGACGCCAACCAGCCAGGCACCGUGGUGGACCAGUUCACUGUCUGCAACGCGCACGUGCUGUGCAUCGCCAGCAUCCCCGCGGCAAGUGACAGUGAUUACCCGCCUGGGGAGAUGUUCCUGGACAGCGACGUGAACCCAGAGGAUGUGGGCGCAGAUGGCGUGCUGGCCGGUAUCACCCUGGUGGGCUGUGCCACCCGCUGCAACGUGCCGCGGAGCAACUGCUCCUCCCGAGGGGACACUCCGGUGCUGGACAAGGGGCAGGGGGAGGUGGCCGCCAUCGCCAACGGGAAGGUCAACCCGUCCCAGUCCACAGAGGAGGCCACAGAGGCCACAGAGGUACCAGACCCUGGGCCCAGUGAGCCAGAGACUGCUGCAUUGCGGCCCGGGCCUCUCACAGAGCACGUCUUCACCGACCCGGCCCCCGCCCUGCCCUCUGGCCCCCAACCUGGCAGCGAGAAUGGGCCAGAGCCUGACAGCAGCGGCACGCAGCCAGAGCCAGAGCCCAGCGGGGACCCCACGGGAGCAGGCAGCAGUGCUGCACCUACCAUGUGGCUGGGGGCCCAGAACGGCUGGCUCUACGUGCACUCAGCUGUGGCCAACUGGAAGAAGUGCCUGCACUCCAUCAAGCUGAAGGAUUCCGUGCUGAGCCUGGUGCAUGUCAAAGGCCGCGUGCUGGUGGCUCUGGCAGACGGGACCCUUGCCAUCUUCCACCGUGGUGAAGAUGGCCAGUGGGACCUCAGCAACUAUCAUCUGAUGGACCUGGGCCACCCGCACCACUCUAUCCGAUGCAUGGCUGUUGUGUACGACCGCGUGUGGUGUGGCUAUAAGAACAAGGUGCACGUCAUCCAGCCCAAGACCAUGCAGAUUGAGAAGUCAUUUGACGCCCACCCUCGGCGGGAGAGCCAGGUGCGGCAGCUGGCAUGGAUUGGCGAUGGGGUGUGGGUGUCCAUCCGCCUGGACUCUACCUUGCGGCUCUACCACGCACACACGCACCAGCACCUGCAGGAUGUGGACAUCGAGCCCUAUGUCAGCAAGAUGCUGGGCACCGGCAAGCUGGGCUUCUCCUUUGUGCGCAUCACAGCCCUGCUGGUCGCAGGCAGCCGGCUCUGGGUGGGCACUGGCAACGGAGUGGUCAUCUCCAUCCCCCUGACAGAGACUGUGGUCCUGCACCGAGGCCAGCUCCUGGGGCUCCGAGCCAAUAAGACGUCCCCCACCUCGGGGGAGGGCGCCCGCCCCGGGGGCAUCAUCCAUGUGUACGGUGACGACAGCAGCGACAGGGCAGCCAGCAGCUUCAUCCCUUAUUGCUCCAUGGCCCAGGCGCAGCUCUGUUUCCACGGACACCGCGAUGCUGUCAAGUUCUUCGUCUCGGUGCCAGGGAACGUGCUGGCCACCCUGAAUGGGAGCGUCCUGGACAGCCCAGCCGAGGGCCCUGGGCCGGCCGCCCCCGCCUCAGAAGCCGAGGGCCAGAAGCUGCGGAACGUGCUGGUGCUGAGUGGCGGGGAGGGCUACAUUGAUUUUCGCAUCGGAGACGGAGAGGAUGAUGAGACGGAGGAGGGCAUGGGGGAUGUGAGCCAGGUGAAGCCCAUGCUGUCCAAGGCAGAGCGCAGCCACAUCAUCGUGUGGCAGGUGUCUUACACCCCAGAGUGAGGCCGCCCACCCUGCCUGGCCGGACCUGUAUAUAGGACCCCUGCCCACCUGACCCCGCCUGCCCUGCAGGAUAGCCAGCCAGGCGCCACCGCCCCUUUUCUAACCUCUCAACCUGCAGCUUUCACCUGAGUCUGGCCCUCUCCAGCGGGCAGGGAGUGUGGGGAUGCCAGUCAGUUGGGAGGAGGAGCGGUGGGGGUGCUUCCACCCAAGAGGAAGAUGCUCUCGGGACACUGUUCCCGGGCAGCUCCUGGCCAACUUCCAGCCCAGAGUCCUCAAGUCCAGGGCACCUUGGGCCCAGCGCAGGCAGGAUCUGAGGUGGCCCUGGCUCUGCCCUGGCCUCCUACUUCCCAGCACCCCGGGAGAGGAGGCAGGGGCUCCCCACCACCGAGGCUGCCUGCCCUGGGCCCACCUCUGCAUGCUGCUUGCGGGCCCACCUGCGUCCUGGGCCCUCACUCUGCCUAGGGGAACCAGGCCAAGCACUAGCCUUUGCCUAGGGAGGUGGGCCUCAGGCUACCCAGGUGCCUGUACCCCAGCUGGCCUUCUCUGGGGCCCCCCUGUCCUCAAGCCCCUAUCCUCUGUCUGUCCCUAUCCUGGCUGUCCCCUGCCCAGGGAGUUGGCAUCAAAGCACGAGGCCCAGCUCCCCAGGGCAACUGCUUGAGAAGACUGCUACCCCAUCCCGUCCAUGCAGGCAGGGUCUCACCAGCCCUGCUCUGACCUGUGUGCCCUCAGGCUCUGCCUGGGCAGAAGACUCCUUGGAGGAGUGGGCCCUGGAGUCCUGUGCCUCCUAGAAGCCCCCAGGGUGGGAUUUCUCAGGCUGCCAGGGCAGGCCCAGGCCUCAGGAAGAAGGGGAGGCCCCUGGCCUCUCCGGGGUCAGUCCCAGGAUGCCGGCUCAGCCUCAGGUUGAUGGGGGAUGGUGUGCUCCUGGGGCCUGCCUCCUGCAUGGGGCUCCACAGAGCCCAGCUCCCAGACACGCUACUAAGUGCCUAGGGCUGCCCGCUGUGGCCCGUUCCCCAGGAGCAACAGAGAGGCCACCAAGCGGAGGCCCAUGGAGCUGAGGAUGGAGCCGCCUCCAGUAGACUCCAAUUGCAUAGGGAGCAGUUGCUACCCUGGACUGCUCUCCUGCCCAGCCGGGCCUCGCUGGCCUACUCCCACCUUCCAGGCCCACUGCACUCCUGUCCGGGAGGCCCCGACGAGGGCAGCCCAGCCCCUUGCCCAUCCCCAACCAGAGAAGCACAGAUCUUGGGGAGCUGCCCCAUGAGCCCAGCCGGCUACCGCGGGCUGCAGCUGCUGCGCUGCCGGCUUCUCCCCACCACCCUGCCACCUCCACUGUGAUUAUGUCCGGUCCCUCGUCUGUUCCCCCAGGAUCUGGAAGUGACUCCCGGCUGACUGAUGGGGCGGCUGGGGGAGGGGUGACGAUUCUCCUCAGGCUUUGGUCCUGCAAGCAAACCCACAUAUCUGCUCUGUAUGUAAUAAACGUCUUAACAUCGUA